GAACGCGUGGGAUGAGGGGAGGGUCAGCUUCAACACGUAUUUAGUGCCUCCUCUAGCAGAGCCGCAUCUUCCCUGGGCCUCAGUAACUGGGAUGGGAUCUGGCGGCAACUCUACUCCUAGGUGCUCCGACUUCCUGGUGUUAUCUCUCCAAGGAUAAGGAUUUGGGGGCAGAAGGGGAGCCUCUCUCUAACCCUCAUAACCCAGGCCUGGAGGGUCAGCUGCACCUCCGGAAGCAGGGGAGUGCCCACCCCAUGGCACUCUGGCCAGUUCCCGGUAUCCUCCUGGACAGGCUCCCAGAGGCCCACAAAGGCCUUCAGACAAAGUUCUGGGCCAGGCUUUGCCUGUGCCCUGGGCCCACAGCCCUCUGGCUCUAAGGAACUGCAAGUCCCUGGCACUUCUUAUGGGGUUUUGUCCACUAGCCCUGGACCAGUGCUGGCAGGGCCCUGUGCUGGGGGGUGGGGGUAGGACAGGCAACUCUCAGAGCUGUGCAGUCUCCCGUCUUUCCCUCCUGCCCGUGGCCUCGCUCUCCUCCAGGACACCUUCCCCCACACAUCAUGCCUGCUCAGGCUAUGUCUUUUCCCCACUUGUCCUUCUCUUGGCUGCAAGUCCAAAUCUUUGCCAUCCUCAGGUCCUGCUUAUAUCCUACCGCUCAUUUCUUCAUCCAUCCGUUUAUUCAACAAGUAUUUAUUGAGCUCCUGCAAUGCUCCAGGCCCUUGCUAGAUGCUGGGGAUCCAGCAUUUACAAGACAUAGUUCCUGUCCUUUUUGGAGUUCAUAGUCCAGGGAGAGAGUAGGUAGGAGACUAGUAAAACUCAUACCUAAAACUGGAUUCCAUUGUGUGAUAAUUGGGGUGAAGCAGAUAAGCUGCCAGCUUCAGGAAGCUCUACCUACAGAGGUGUUUCCCCUGGAAAGUCAUCUGAUAGGUUGUGAGCUGCGGAGGAAGGGUUUUGGUUUGGCCCUGCUCCUCCUCCUCCCAGGGCCAGGCUCACAGGCAUGCACUAGGUGCUCAAUAAAUGUUGUUUGUACACAUGGAUGAAUCAUCAUUCUCAUGGCCAGGGGCUGUCCAGUGAGAAUGGCAUUUCCUCCCAACAUAAGAGUCAUAGGUAAUGCUGGGGAUCGUACAGAUAAGACCCUGAGGUUCCAAGGAUUGCAUCCUAGGCCUCUGUGGCUUCCUGCCUCGCUCCUCACCACACAGCGUCCCUACCUCGGGCUCUGUCAGAGUCCCAUGGCCCAUGCAUGGGUUUGUCUGUGACCUCUCAUUCAUCCAUUCUUUGGCUCUAUCACCUUUUGGGUGCCCACUGUACCCUGGCCCUGAGCUCUUGAGGAAGUGGGGACCUAGAGAAGAGAGGGUCCUUGCUGUCAUGGACCAUCCAGUCCAGACAGUAAUGGCGCAGCGCAAUGCAUGCUGUGAUAGGGGAAGAUGAUGGUGCUUUGUGAGCCUGGAGGGCUGUUUGCUCAGUCUGGGGGCACCUCCUCAAAGAGGCCUCCUCUGGUCAUCUGGCUGAAGGAGCUCCCAUUUCCAGCUGGGUGCUUUUACAGCCCCAUUUUUUCCCCCCGGAGUACUUUUUAGUAUCUGCAGUUACCUUCUUUCUUUAUCUGUUAGUGUUUUCAUUAUCUGAGCGCUUUACUGAGUGCCUGCUAUGUGUCAGGCAAUGUUCUAGGCCCUGGGCAUAUAGACGUUGAAAGAACAAAUUUCCUUCUCUCUUGGAGCUUAUGGUCUAGUGAUGAUAGUGGUGGUAGGAAGACAGACAAUAACCAGAAUAAAUAGGCAGGCAUGUAGUAUAUAAAUACAUGUUAUGGAGGAAAAGCAAGCAGGCAAAGGGGAGACUGUUAGUAUUUUAGGCAGAUGGCUAAAGGGGGUGAGGGGUGUUUUAAGCAGAGGGAAUAGCAAGUUCAAAGGCCCUGAAGUGGGAAUGUGCCUAGUGUGUUAGAGGAUCAAUGAGGAGGCCACUGUGGCUGGAGAGGAGUGAGGUCAGACAGGUGGGAGGGCCCAGAUCAUGUAGGACCUUGUAGCCUUUGUAGAGCUCUGCUUUAACUCUUAGGGACAUGAGAGCCAUUGGAAGCUUUUGAGCAGAGGAGUCACAUGAUCUGGCUUACGUUUAACAGGAUCCCUCUGGCUGCUGUGUUGGAUAUGUUGGUAGUGGGGUUGGGUGCAAGUGGGGGGACCAGUUAGGAGGCUACGGUAACAAUCCAGGUGAGAGGCGAUUGUGACUGCAGCCAGGUGGUGGCAAUGGGGCUGAUGAGCAGUGACCAAUUUGAGACAUAGUUUGAAAGUAGAUCCCACGGGGUCUGUUGAGGUAUUGCAUGUAGCGGGGGAGAGAGAGACAAGGACAACGCCUGGGUUUGGGCCUGAGCUGAUGGCAGGAAGGUGGUGGCAUCUACUGCGGUGAGGAAGAGGUCAGUUCCCAUUGUGAUCACUCAGAGCUGCUCUUUGUACAUCGUGGUGGAGCCCUCAGGUCAGCCGUUGGGUAUGAGGGUCUGACCUGAGCCAGAAGAGGUUUGGGCUAGAGAAUCACACAGGAUGAUCCUUGGGGUUUAGAUGGGCUUUGAAGCCAGGUGGGUGCACCACGGAGGAGGGAGGUGGAAAAGAAGACAGAUGACUGAGGUAUUUGGGAGUCAGGGGGUGGAGGAGGAACAAAGAAGGGCGAGAAGGUAGAGCCAGGGAUAUGGGAAAGCGGUAUGAGUCCUGGAAGUCAAUGGGAGGAACUAUUUCAAGGAGGAGGGGUGAUCAAGUGUUGUCAAAUGCUGCCAAUGAGUUAAGAUGAGGUGUGAGCAUUGACUUUUGUAUUUGACAUCAUAGUAGUCACUAAGGAUCAGGCCCCAGUCUGUCUAGUCCAUUUGUACAAAUAUGAGAAAGAGGCCCCUCUAGGCGGACCUGGUGUGCAGGCACACAGAAGGGAGUCACCUCGGUAUAAAGGAAAAGGUGUCUGUCCCCCGCCUGAUGUAGUCUUGUACCAGGCACAGCAUGGUGAGAAGACAGAAAGCUGGAUUUCAGCUCCUUCUCCAUGCCUUGCGCCCUUGUGCAGUGCCCAGCCUGUACACCUGUACUCAGCAGCUGUGUUGGUGACCUGGAUGAGCAGUAUCAGUGGAAUGAGUGUGGAUGAGGGGAUGAGAGUCAGAUUGGAGUGAGUUCAAGAGAGAAGGAGAGAGAAAUUGGAGAGCGUGGACAACUUCUUCAAGGAGCUUUGCUGUAUUGGGGAAAAAGAAAUGGCACCGUAGCUGGAGGGGCUGGAGGGUUGAGAGAAAUUAGCCAAGAGAGAGUCAGUGAAGAGAAGGCAUCCUAGGCACAGGACCAGCAUAAGCAAAGUGAGGUUAUUAGAAAUGGUUGGGUUACGUAAGGGUGGAUGAGUCCUAGAACAUCACAUUUGAGGUGAGAGGUGUCAGGAGAGGACACCGGACAGGUGGGCUGGGGCCUUUGUCUUUGAGGCACAGGGGCAAGGGCAGGGUUGGCUAGGUGCACAGUAGGCACUCACUGAGUAUUGCAGGAUUGGCCUGGCGAAUCCCUACCCAGCCUCUCACCCCCUGGCCUCAAUCCACUAGCUGGAAGAUGGGUGUUUCAGGUGUUCUCUAGGCCAAGCAUCCUCUGGAUCAUAUCCCCUUCCUCCGGGUGGUAGGUCUCAGGUUCUGGCCUCUUCUUCUCCCUGGAUGCCCCACCCUGCUCAGGCUGAAGAAGAGGAGGAGGCCCUGCCUGGGUCUAGGGAGGCAGGAGGUCAGGUAGAGGCCUCACCGUGGCAGAGGCGGUGGUGGGCUAAGUGGAUUGGGAACUAGGCCCCUUCCUCCUGUCCAGCCUCCAACACCUGCCUUCCUGAGACUCACCUUCAGGGGGCUGGGGGGAGGUGGGAAGGAGGAUGGAGUCGACACUUGGAGGAAGGGGGAGAAGCUGCUGAUCCUUUUUUCCCUGGAGGGAUACUGAGGAAUGUAUUCCAUUUUGGCUGCUGGGUGGGGAGACGCUGACCCUAUUCUCUUUUAAGAGGCAAAAGUAGCUACACGAAAUAAUAAUAACCCUCUCUCCUGUGUCCAGGGCACCCAAAGCACUCUCUCACACAGAGGCCAUCUGUGGCCUUGUGACAGCUCUUUGAGCUAGUUCCACUUUACAUGGGAAAGUGAGAUUCAGGGAGGGGUUAUAGCUCCCAUGGUCACACAGCCAGGAAACAGCAGCGGUCAGGUUAGAGCCCAGGUCUCUGGCCCUGGCCCACUCAUGCCCACUGCAACAGGCUCCCGCAGCUGCCAAUGAUGGGGAGCAGACCCAGGCCAGGGACUAGGUUUUGUGUGCCAGAUUAAGUGGAGAGACAGCUGUAUCUCCCUCUGGGCUCCCUCCAUUCUUGCCUUUCAUGUAUAUUUAUUAGGUGUGCUAGGUACUGAGCAUACAUUGUGAAGAAGAAGACCUUGCCUUCAGGGGGAUCACAGUCCAUCUAGGUGGACAGAGAGUGAAUAAUCCAUUCCAUGACUUCUCCACAGCCUCGGCUCUGACACCUGAAGGGACAGAAGCGGGCACGGGGAGUCCCGACAGGCGGUUGUGGAGUGGGACGGUCAGUCAAGCAGAGGCCUCCGCAUGGCCCCGCCGUGAGAGCCUGGACCCAGCGACUGGGACCCGGAGCGGUCUAGUGGAGUCCCAGGAGCAGUCAGCACAGAGUGGAAGUAGUGGCUGCCAUGGAUGAGGAUAAGCUUCCAUCUGUACUACCUGGGGAAGGUGGUGCUGCCUGGGACCCCAGCUUGGAGUCCGAGGAAGAACCAGGGGCCGAGAAUGGAAUGGCACAGAGUCAGGACCUGAACAGUAGCUACAAUAGCCCAGGGCAUGAGAUAAGGGGCACUCUGGUGGACACCGAGGAGCCUGCACAGGGCCCGAACGUGGCCCUCCGUGGCCUCAGCCUUGGCCUUUCCCUCACCAAUGGCCUAGUCCUGGGGCCAGACUCAAACAUUCUGGAAGAUUCUACACAGUCCAGGCCCUGGAGGGCUGGUGGGCUGGCAGAGGGGGACGAUGCUUCCAGGAAUCUAUGUCUGGACACUGAGGACCCUCAGCUGGGGUCGGGUGGCCCUGGAGAGCCAGAUGUGCGGGAUGGCUUCAGUGCCACAUUCGAGAAGAUCGUGGAGUCUGAGCUGCUGCGGGGCACCCAGUACAGCAGCCUCGACUCCCUGGACGUGCUGAGCCUCACGGAUGAGAGUGACAGCUGUGUCAGCUUCGAGGCCCCCCUGACACCCCUCAUCCAGCAGCGGGCCCGUGAUAGCCCUGAGCCAGGGGCUGGCUUAGGCAAUGGGGACAUGGGGCCUGAGGGAGACAUGGGAGCAGCUGGUGGUGACGGGGAUCUGGGCAGCCCCCUGCGGCGCUCCAUCUCCUGCAGCCGAUCAGAGAACGUCCUGAGCCGCCUGUCUCUAACUGCUGUGCCCAAUGGCUUCCAUGAAGAUGGACCCCCGGGUCCAGGUGGGGAGGAGGAGGAGGAGGAGGAGGAAGAGGAGGAGGACACAGACAAGUUGCUGAACUCAGCCAGUGACCCCAGCUUAAAGGAUGGCUUUUCAGACUCGGACUCAGAGCUGAGCAGCUCGGAGGGGCUGGAGCCUGGCAGCACAGACCCACUGGCCAAUGGGUGCCAGGGGGUCAGUGAAGCUGCUCGUCGGCUGGCCCGCCGCCUCUACCACCUUGAGGGCUUCCAGCGCUGUGACGUCGCCCGGCAGCUAGGCAAGAAUAACGAGUUCAGCAGGCUGGUGGCUGGGGAGUAUCUCAGUUUCUUCGACUUCUCAGGCCUGACUCUGGACCGAGCGCUCAGAACCUUCCUGAAGGCUUUCCCACUGAUGGGGGAGACGCAGGAGCGUGAGCGGGUCCUUACACACUUCUCCCGCCGGUACUGCCAGUGCAACCCGGAUGACAGCACCUCGGAAGAUGGGAUCCACACUCUCACCUGUGCUCUGAUGCUGCUCAACACGGACCUGCACGGACAUGUGAACAUUGGCAAGAAGAUGUCCUGUCAGCAAUUCAUUGCCAACUUGGACCAGCUGAAUGAUGGCCAAGACUUUGCCAAAGACCUGCUCAAGACCCUUUACAACUCCAUCAAGAAUGAAAAGCUGGAAUGGGCCAUUGAUGAGGACGAACUGAGGAAAUCACUGUCUGAGCUGGUGGAUGACAAGUUUGGGACAGGCACCAAGAAGGUGACACGGAUCCUGGAUGGUGGCAACCCCUUCCUGGAUGUUCCACAGGCUCUCAGCGCUACCACCUACAAGCAUGGCGUGCUGACUCGAAAGACUCACGCCGACAUGGAUGGCAAGAGGACACCCCGUGGGAGGCGUGGCUGGAAGAAAUUCUACGCGGUGCUCAAAGGGACCAUCCUGUACUUGCAGAAGGAUGAGUACAGGCCUGACAAAGCUCUGUCUGAGGGUGACUUGAAGAAUGCCAUUCGUGUGCACCAUGCUCUGGCCACCAGGGCCUCCGACUACAGCAAGAAGUCCAAUGUGCUCAAGCUGAAGACAGCUGACUGGAGGGUCUUCCUCUUCCAGGCACCGAGCAAGGAAGAAAUGCUGUCCUGGAUCCUUAGGAUCAACCUGGUGGCUGCCAUCUUCUCAGCCCCGUCCUUCCCCGCGGCUGUCAGCUCCAUGAAGAAGUUCUGUCGGCCCCUGCUGCCCUCCUGCACCACUCGCCUCUGCCAGGAGGAGCAGCUGCGUUCUCAUGAGAAUAAGUUGAGGCAGGUGACUGCGGAGCUGGCUGAGCACAGGUGUCACCCUGUCGAGAGGGGCGUCAAGUCCAAGGAGGCCGAGGAGAACCGGCUGAAGGAGCACUAUCUCACUUUUGAGAAAAGCCGUUAUGAGACCUAUAUCCACCUCUUGGCUGUGAAAAUCAAAGUGGGCUCAGAUGACCUGGAGCGGAUUGAGGCCCGGCUGGCCACCUUGGAAGGGGAUGACCCUUCUCUCCGCAAGACACACUCAAGCCCGGCCCUCAGUCAGGGCCACGGGACUGUGACUGGCUGCAAAGCCAUGAAGGAUACCGCCGGGCCUGAUACUUAGCUGGCAUGGAUGGGCGAGCCCCAGAGGCAGGCAAAUGUCCCCAGAGGGGUCAGUGAGCACAAUUCCAGCUGGGGGCCACUUGCACCAGCUCCAGGCAGUUGACAGGCAGCCAGAGGGGUGCAGAGAGCCCUGUGGGCCAAGGAGAUGGAGAUGCUUACUCAUGGCGUUGAUCUUGCAUCUUGGGGUUUUUCCGGGCCUCAGACCUUCUCCCCAGCCCUCAUAUUCCUCUCCACCAUGGAGCCUCAUUUUGUAGGCCAGUUGUAUGCAUGUUCUAGACACCAUCUCACUGGGAAAGGAGGACUGGCCGCUGGCUUCCCGGGCCCUCCCCUCCUCACAAGUUCCUCCCCUGAUCUCCCUUAUUUCCAAGGGCAGGACUUGACUCCAGGUCUCAGCUUGGAUCCUCGGCUGUUCCCCUCCUCCUUCUUCAGACUUGACCAGCAGCGGGUCUGCAGACCACCAGCACCAUCCUCUCCUCCCUCCACCUUGUACCUUUUGGAACCAUGCCCUGUUCUCCUGUCUCCCUUUGCAAUAAUCCAGGACCCGGGCCUGUUCCCUCGAUGCCAAGUCGUCUCCACUCGUGUGUGCGUCCACCUCACCUUCCAUUUAUGGAGGCCACUACUGCUUUCUUUUAUAUGGACAAAAAUGUAUAUAUAUAUAAGAAUUAUAUAUAUAUAUAUAUAUAUAUAUAUAUAUAUAUAUAUAUAUAUAUGGAAUCCCUUUAAAGAUGAUUUUGGAACUGAUAUCAGGAUGAAAUAUGAUGAAGAAAAAGCCUAUUUCAGCACUCCACCUGUUAGCAAGGAGGGCUGCUGGGCUGCUAUCUAGUCCCUUGGUGGCCCUGACACUCUGGGAGGGAAGGUGGAGGCGGCGCUGAACCCCUCUCACUGCUUUUCCCCUCUUCCGGCUGACCUGUGACUUACUCUGCUCUUACAGUUGAUGCUUUGGAAUAAGUAGACAGUGUGUGUAUAUGCCACCCCAUCUGUCCCACAGGCAUUGCAGGGUGUGAGUGGGAUGGACCAUGGCCCUGUUUAUAUUUUGGUCUUUAUGUUGGUGCUGCCAGGUCUCUGAGCUACAGAGGUGGCCUCUUGUACAGAUCUACUGCUACAGGAAUAAAAGACACUCUGCCUUGCCAACA
Acinonyx jubatus (cheetah) is the source of this 8120-nucleotide messenger RNA. RefSeq names its product pleckstrin and Sec7 domain containing 2 (gene PSD2). The record is from RefSeq and is a predicted model, not a curated record. The coding region runs from base 4649 to 6988 and encodes 779 amino acids. NCBI's taxonomy places the organism in Eukaryota, Metazoa, Chordata, Mammalia, Carnivora, Felidae. Gene Ontology annotation, molecular function: guanyl-nucleotide exchange factor activity; protein binding; phospholipid binding. The transcript is spliced from 16 exons. Gene Ontology annotation, biological process: regulation of ARF protein signal transduction.